AUGACGACGGCACGUCCGGCGAGUAACGCUGCAAAGCACGCUCUUGCAAGGUCAGCUACCAUUCGCAGCGUUCCCAGCUUCGAUGGCUCCGAAUCUAGUCCAGACAGCAAACGCAGUACCCUUUCCAGCAGCGUCAAUUCCACAGCCAGCGCCACCUCAACCAUGCCAGGCGCCGGUGCCCAACAAGACAAGACCCCAACGACGGCCAAAUUAAGGCAGGACAGCGGAAGCGACACGACGCCGUCAAGAUGGCAUGGCAACGGUGUGCGGGCGAUCGAGCCGUCGCUUCCUCACGACUCAUCAAUAAUAUCGGAAGAAGGGGAAAACGGACAAUGGGACUCGACGAUUGGGAAAGCUGGGCUGGGAAAGACGGGCCGAGUCAUCAACAAGCUUGUUAGCGACAAUGACGCCCUAAAGCGAGAUAUUCAGAUUGAGCGGCUGCGUGCGGAGGAGGCCAAGCAGUCGGCCAAAUUGCUGGAGGACAAGAUGGAGCGAAUGAUGAAUGAGUAUGAGGGCCGAUUGCUAGAAGCGAAUGUUACAAAGACGUUGCUGGCUCGAAAGGAACGCCAAGUAGAGUCAUUAACGGGCACGGUGGAAUUAGAGAAGAGGAAGACACAGGCAGCACAGGAGAGCGAAAGAAGUUGGAAAGAAGAGCUAGACAAGGUGAAAAACGAAUCCAAGGUCCGGGUCGAAGAGGCAACUAGCUAUGCGCAGUUGAUGGAGGGUCGAUACAACGCCAUCUCCUCUCACUGGCGGGAUCAAGGCGAGGAGGUGAAGCGCGCCAUGUCCAAGAUGAAGGGGGAAAUUACGACUAUUGUCGACGAACGCAUAUCCGACGAUGAAAAGAUUUCAACGCUAAGAGACUUGUGCGAGCAACAAGACAACAAUAUCAAAGAACUCAGGAGGGAAAAGGAAGAGAUUGCUCGCCUAUUCGAGGAGUAUAAGAGGACUCAAGAAGAGGACCUCCGAGAUAUCAAGACCAAUGCGAGCAGGAGACAAGAAGAGCAAGAGAAGCAACUGGACGAGGCGAGAGAGGCCUUGCACAAGCUGAAAUGGGCUUUGAACGUCAAACAAAACGUCAAGGACGCGCAAUAG
Messenger RNA from Pochonia chlamydosporia 170, 1095 nucleotides. RefSeq lists its product as hypothetical. NCBI's taxonomy places the organism in Eukaryota, Fungi, Ascomycota, Sordariomycetes, Hypocreales, Clavicipitaceae. The record is from RefSeq and is a predicted model, not a curated record. Bases 1 to 1095 code for a protein of 364 amino acids. The transcript has a single exon.